Messenger RNA from Durio zibethinus, 1229 nucleotides. The record is from RefSeq and is a predicted model, not a curated record. Lineage: Eukaryota; Viridiplantae; Streptophyta; Magnoliopsida; Malvales; Malvaceae.
AUACAGAAUAGAAAUAUGUACAACAGACUUCUACAAGCGACAGAUGGAUUUAAUGAAGGUAAUUUACUUGGUUCUGGAAGUUUUGGCUCUGUGUAUAAAGGAAGACUUUCAAAUGGGCGGAAUGUUGCGGUAAAAGUUUUUAAUUUGCAGUUAGAGGGAGCCUUUAGGAGUUUUGAUGUUGAAUGUGAAGUCAUGCAAAAUAUACUUCAUCGUAAUCUUGUCAAGAUCAUUAGUGGUUGUUCUUGCAUUGAUUUCAAAGCUUUAGUAUUUGAAUUCAUGCCUAAUGGGAGUCUCGAGAAAUGGUUAUACUCUGACCAUUAUUUCUUGGAUAUCCUACAAAGAAUCAACAUAAUGAUAGAUGUUGCAUCUGCACUAGAAUACCUCCAUUUGGGACAUCCAAAUCCAAUAAUUCAUUGUGACCUAAAACCUAGUAAUAUCUUACUAGACAAUGAUUUGGUUGCACAUGUGGGAGAUUUUGGCAUUGCCAAACUAUUAGGAGAAGCAGAGUCUGUGAAACAAACCAUGACACUUGCCACUAUAGGAUAUAUGGCACCAGAAUAUGGAUCAACAGGAAUUGUUUCCACAAAAAGUGAUGUUUAUAGUUAUGGUAUUUUAUUGAUGGAAACUUUCACAAGAAAGAAGCCCACAGAUGAGUUUUUCACUGGAGAAAUGACUAUGAUUCGUUGGAUGGAAGAUUUACUAUCUAAUGGAACAAUUGAUGUUGUGGAUUUAAGUUUGCUGCAAGAAGAGAAAGAACAUUUUAUAGCUAACGCUGAUUGUAUAUCAUCCAUUAUGAGAUUAGCUUUAGACUGUUCAGUUGAGUUACCAGAGAAAAGAAAAGAUAUAAAGGAUGUUGUUUCCAUUCUUAAGAAAAUCAAAAGGAAUUUUUUGAACAACAUCAAGCACGUGUAAUAUGAGUCAAGGCUACUAUUAGAAGAGUACAGAUUUUGGGUCCAUAACAAAGGUAUUUUCCCGACUUUUCAGCCAAAGAUUUUCUAGAGAAUAAACAAACUAUAAAUCUGAAUUCUUAAGUUUUAGUGCAUUUGAUUCUUGCUUUAUAAUUUAAGGUUUUUGAAAUGUAGAUUGUCAAAUCUACCCUACAUUUGUCUCCUCUGAGUUUAUAAAUUAUUGUCAUUAUUUCUUUGGCCUAACGCUUAAUUCAGUAGGGGAAGCGUUCCUUUUAUUGGGAGGAGAAUAUUUGAGGUUCUAAAUUGGCAUUGUUUCACGGU